Messenger RNA from Arabis nemorensis, 210 nucleotides. NCBI's taxonomy places the organism in Eukaryota, Viridiplantae, Streptophyta, Magnoliopsida, Brassicales, Brassicaceae. The record is from the annotation of a GenBank genome assembly.
AUGUUUAUGGCAGAAAGACGGUUCAAGGCUUUUGACUUGGGAGGACAUCAGAUUGCUCGUAGGGUUUGGAAAGACUACUAUGGUAAGGUUGAUGCUGUUGUGUACCUAGUGGAUGCUAACGAGAAGGAGAGGAGGAGGAAGUCAGUGAGCAAGGAGGAGGAAGUUAGUGAGAAAGUAUGGACAAGUAUGGUCAAGGUGUGUGUUCUGUAG